Molecule: messenger RNA, 4941 nt
Organism: Nematolebias whitei (Rio pearlfish)
Lineage: Eukaryota; Metazoa; Chordata; Actinopteri; Cyprinodontiformes; Rivulidae
Gene: col4a3
Product: collagen, type IV, alpha 3
Exons: 50
Coding region: 1-4941 (1646 amino acids)
Cellular component (GO): collagen trimer
Molecular function (GO): extracellular matrix structural constituent
Source: RefSeq, a predicted model, not a curated record
AUGGAUCCCAGAACCCUGAGGAGGAACCUGGUUCUCCUGCAGCUCAGCUUCUGCCUCUUCUCCGCGGGAGACACCAAACAGGUGUGCCACUGUACUGGGAAGUCCUUCUGUCACUGUGAUGGGGUCAAAGGUCAGAAGGGAGAACCUGGACUUACUGGUCACCUUGGAUUUCCUGGAAGGAUUGGUUUCCCUGGAAAUGAGGGGAGUCCGGGCCCACUUGGAGAAAAGGGAAACGAGGCUAAAGCAGGAAGUCCAGGAAUGAAAGGAUCUCAGGGAAUUCUAGGGGUACCAGGUUUUCCAGGAUCACCAGGCCUGCCUGGAAUCCCUGGAAAUGAAGGACCAAUCGGCCGACCUGGAGUCCCAGGAUGCAACGGGACAAAAGGGGAUGAUGGUUUUCCAGGUUACCCUGGGCUUCGAGGACCAGUUGGCAGACGAGGUGAUGAGGGACCUCGAGGGAUAGAGGGAGACACAUUGUUUUACCCCGUUCAGCAGGAAAUUAAAGGCGAAACAGGACCACAAGGGCCAUAUGGAGAAACGGGUUCAAGCGGAGAUCCUGGAGAAACAGGCCAACCAGGACCUCCAGGACCUCCUGGACUUCCUGGAAGACCAGGGGUGUCAGGAAUCCAUGGAGAAAAGGGUCAAGAAGGCCCCAGUCCAACCAGCCCUGGUCCACAAGGACAAAAGGGUGACCGUGGACCCCCAGGGAUCCCAGGAAAGAAAGGCAUCAAACUUUAUGCUGAAGGACCCAAAGAACUGAAGGGAGAACCGGGUGAAAUUGGUCAAAAAGGUUGUUCUGGAGCUUUUGGUGUGCCGGGGAAACCUGGGGCCAAAGGAGAGAAAGGUGAUAGAGGCGACUUUGGCUCACUGGGUAAACCAGGGAAGAAAGGAUUACAAGGAAGGAAUGGAGCGCAGGCAGUUCCCAUAAACAUAUUUCUGAAAGGCCAGCUGGGUGUCCCGGGGCCCGCCGGACCCCAAGGAUUCCCUGGAGAGCAAGGGAAUAUUGGUUUUCCAGGAUGGAAAGGCGUGCGAGGUAUGGCCCCUAAUGGUCCACCAGGUUCCCUGGGACCACCAGGUUCUUCCGGUCCUAGAGGAGAGCCAGGCGAGCCUGGACCCUUGAUUGAAGGGUCUCCAGGACUGACUGGAGUUCCAGGUGUUCAUGGAGCUGAAGGAGAGCCUGGAGAACCAGGAAUACCAAACUUUAUGGAGGGAGGGAUUGGUCUUCCAGGAGCUAAAGGUUUAAAUGGUCUGGGAGGACUUCCUGGACUGAGAGGGGAGGUUGGUCAGAAGGGUGAGAAAGGGCAGAUAUGUUCAGUGUGCAGUUUUGUUUCCGGCCAGCCUGGACCUCCAGGUGAACCGGGGGUGUCAGGUGACAGUGGCGUGCCUGGUUCAGCUGGGUUUACAGGCCCCACUGGUGACCAAGGACCCAAAGGUUUUGCAGGACCACCUGGUCCACAAGGAGCCUUCGGUCAUCCUGGCUUCAAGGGACUCCCGGGACCCGCAGGCGAGCCAGGAAUGAUGAGGAUGGUGGGGCAGAAGGGUGAGGACGGGGAGCAAGGGGAACCUGGACCACAAGGACUCGAAGGGACAGAUGGAUCUUCAGGAGACCCAGGACCUAAAGGUGUUCAGGGACAGAAAGGAAACCCGGGUCUGCCAGGGCCAAAAGGUGACAGGGGAUCACUUGGUGCCACUGGUCCCAGAGGCCUGACAGGGCAAAUGGGACCCACGGGACAGUUUGGGAUCGGGGCUCCAGGCCCUCAAGGACUUCAAGGAGACAUUGGAUUUCUGGGUGAACCAGGAGAACCUGGAAAACAAGGUGAGAAAGGUGCUCCAGGAGAAGUUUUAAAUUAUCCAGGUGAUCCAGGCCAGAAGGGAGAGAAAGGUUUAGCUGGAAACCCAGGACCUGAAGGUGUGACGGGACCUGCAGGUUUUCAGGGACCGUGGGGACCAAAGGGAGAGCAGGGACUUGACGGAGCAUCUGUUCCAGGUUUCCCAGGCAUCGUGGGGUUAAAGGGAGACAAGGGUUCUACUGGAAACCCCGGUUUUCCCAGUUUUGGUGUCAAGGGUCGAGAGGGGCCAUCGGGCCACCCAGGAACAAGUGGCCAGAAGGGGAACAGGGGUAGUGGUUUAUCAGGCAAUCAGGGUCAGCCAGGUUCUCAAGGAGAAGAUGGCUCUGUUGGACCACAAGGACAGCCUGGACUUCUGGGAUCACAGGGAGUUCCUGGACUGAAAGGAAAAGUGGGUCUUCCAGGGUUCAAAGGUCAUCAUGGUCUGGAUGGUGUCCCUGGUCCUACUGGCCUGGCUGGAGUCUGUGUUCCUGGAGCUCCUGGGCCUCAAGGAGCGCAAGGACCAAAAGGUUUCAUCGGAUUCAUAGGGAUCAGGGGAUCCCGAGGUCUGAAGGGAGAUCCUGGGUUCCCUAGCAUGGGAACACAAGGGAUUCAGGGACCAGCAGGGAGACAAGGUUAUGAUGGAGAUCCAGGGCAAAUGGGGGCUGAGGGGCAGAAGGGCGUGAGAGGGAACGAUGGGGAGCCAGGGAGUCCAGGUGAGAAGGUGGAACCUCACACGAUGCCACUUUGGAUUAGAGGGAACAUGGGUCCCCUAGGACUACCUGGGAGUCCAGGACAGGUUGGAGUAAAAGGAGAAACUGGACCACUAGGACCAAAAGGUCAGAGGGGUCAGGAUGGGGCCAGAGGCUCUCAGGGGGCCCCAGGAGAUCUCGGGGACAGAGGAGAACCUGGGCCGAAAGGGGUCCAAGCAAACAUUACGGUGUUAGGAGCACCUGGAGACCCUGGAAACCAAGGGUCUGAAGGUGUUACAGGGCCUAAAGGAGACACGGGCCCCACAGGGCUACCAGGUCAAGAUGGUACAAAUGGAGAACCUGGAAACCCAGGACCACAAGGACUCCAGGGAGAUCCAGGAAGAGAUGGAGAGAGAGGUCUUUUUGGUUUCAUUGGACCCCCUGGUGAUACAGGGUUCACCGGGUGGCCUGGUUAUAAAGGUGAGAAAGGCUCAACGGGGACUAGUGGAGAGCCCGGUUUAGAAGGACUACCAGGACAAAAUGUAAAUAAAGGUUCUAAAGGAGAACCAAGUCAACCAGGACCAGGAGCUAAAGGCCCCCAAGGAGAGGAGGGAGUUCCAGGAUGUCCUGGAAGUCCAGGACCAAAGGGACCACCAGGACAUCGUGGAAACUUUGGCCCUCCGGGACCAUGUGGUCCUUGUGGGCCAGAAGGACCCACAGGACUACCUGGAAGCAGAGGUCCUCCUGGGUGUCCUGGUGAGAAGGGCUUAGAUGGUCUUCUAGGGGACAAAGGCCCUCCAGGAUGCCAUGGACCCCCAGGACCUAAUGGACCUCCUGGAAAUCCUGGUCCAGCUGGUCCUAAAGGGAACCAGGGACAGGAUAGGAUUCCUGGACCUCCUGGAGAGAAAGGAACCAUGGGAGAAAUUGGAGUCGGACCUAAGGGGCCGGAUGGAGACAAUGGUCAACCUGGUUAUCCAGGAGAGAAAGGCCCCUCUGGAUCCUGUGGACCCCCUGGUCCCUUCGGUUCUAUAGGAGACCCAGGUUGCCCCGGUCCUCCUGGACCCCCUGGUCCUGCUGGGUGUCCUGGAGCAAAGGGAAUUUGCAUUAAUGGAGAGAAGGGAGACGAGGGAUAUCCUGGAGGAAAAGGACCCAAAGGCCUGCCAGGCAGUAAAGGUCCUCCUGGCUCUCCAGGUCCUGGUUACAAAGGUGAUAAAGGGCGUAAAGGAGAACCAGGUCUCCAAGGACCAAGUGGUCCUUCUGGUGACACUGGUCCACAAGGCAGUCCCGGUUGUUGUGGACCACCAGGACUUCCUGGAAUUAAAGGUACAAGAGGCGAGAUUGGGCCCAAAGGACCAAUUGGUAUGAAGGGAGAGAAAGGACGACCAGGUUUCGCUGGGCCAAUGGGAAUUCAAGGACCACCUGGGAGAAUCGGUGAAUCAGGGAGUGACGCAGUCGCUAAUGUGGUGUUGGCACCUGGAGACCCAGGGGAAGAAGGAGACCCGGGGAGCAAGGGAGCAAGAGGUCUCCCAGGGCCCACUGGAAACCCUGGACCUCAGGGUCUGAAGGGUGACAGUGGGAGGAAAGGUCAGACAGGAAAUCAAGGAGGUCAAGGGUUGAGAGGAGAAACAGGAAGCAAAGGAUCAACUGGUCCGAAGGGUCAGGCAGGAAAGCGAGGUCCUCCUGGAUCUAAAGGUUCCUGUGGACAACCAGGUGAAUUACCUGUCCCACCAAGGAGAAAUGGCUUCCUGUUCACCAGGCACAGCCAGAACCACACCGUUCCAAGUUGUCCGAAUGGAUCUUCUUUAAUCUACAGCGGAUAUUCUCUGCUCUUCAUCAACGGCUACAGCCGCGCUCACGGACAAGAUCUGGGAACAUUGGGUAGUUGUCUCCAGCGUUUCAGCACCUUGCCCUUCCUGAUCUGUGAGCCUACCGGAGAAUGUAAAUAUGCUGAACGCAACGACUACUCCUACUGGCUGUCCAAUAUCAACCCACUGGCAGUUAACCAGCCGACCAGCGACGAGGAUCUGCUGAAGGCUAAAAUCAGCCGGUGUUCUGUGUGUGAGGCCAGAGCCAACGUGAUUGCUGUCCACAGUCAGACCAGUUUGAUCCCAGGGUGCCCCACCAAGUGGAAGGCACUUUGGUCUGGAUACUCCUUUGUAAUGGAAACAGGUUUGGGUGCAGAGGGGUCAGGCCAGCCUUUGGCUUCACCUGGAUCCUGUCUGGAAAACUUCCAUAAAAUGCCUUUCAUCGAGUGUAACGGAAGCCCAGGGCACUGCAGAUAUGACAGCGGCUCCUACAGCUACUGGCUGGCUGCUCUGGAUCAUCGCAAUAUGUUCAGAAAACCCAGAGGUUGGUUCGAUACUGGAAACUCACUGGAAGAGCACAAACGAAUCAGCCGCUGUCGAGUCUGCAUGAAGCAGAUAUGA